CAAAGGCAAGGCAGAAAAAGGAAGAAAAAGUAAAACACAGAGAGCAACCACCAAUCGAAGAAGAAACAACCGUAACAGAUCUCCGUUUCUCGCCAAACAAAAAACAAAAAAAUGGCUGCCUUCAGCGGUGACGAAACCGCUCCUUUCUUUGGCUUCCUCGGAGCCGCCGCUGCCCUCGUUUUUUCCUGUAUGGGCGCGGCGUACGGCACCGCGAAGAGCGGCGUCGGGGUUGCGUCGAUGGGCGUGAUGAGGCCGGAGCUGGUGAUGAAAUCGAUCGUGCCGGUUGUGAUGGCGGGUGUGUUGGGUAUCUACGGUUUGAUCAUUGCGGUUAUCAUAAGUACGGGAAUUAACCCUAAGGCCAAAUCGUACUAUCUCUUUGACGGUUACGCGCACCUCUCUUCGGGUCUCGCUUGUGGCCUCGCUGGCCUCUCCGCUGGCAUGGCCAUCGGCAUCGUUGGCGAUGCCGGUGUUAGAGCAAAUGCUCAGCAGCCUAAACUUUUUGUUGGAAUGAUUCUCAUCCUCAUUUUUGCUGAGGCAUUGGCAUUAUAUGGUCUCAUCGUUGGCAUCAUCCUCUCUUCCCGUGCUGGCCAAUCCAGGGCUGACUAAUAAACUUUCCAGUUGGAUGUGGUACACAGCCACAGAUUGUGAAUGUUACUGUGGAGUCCGGGUGGGUAAUGUUAGUACACAGACUGCUGCUUUGGCUUGCUCAUGUGAUUCUAUUUAUGUCCGCAUUAUAAAAUUGAGGUUAUCCAGGAAGAGAGUCAGUCGAACUUUCCUUAGCCAUUCAUUAUUUUUAGUUAUAUGCUCAAAUCCAAACUAGAAUAGAGAUAUGCACAAUAAGACUGAUGUAUGUUUUGAUUCCAUUUACUUUCAAUAUUGUUUUCUACUCUUCAAAACGCCUCCCACCUCCCCUUAAAUCUAUUCUUAUUUGAUUUCUUUGA
Messenger RNA from Glycine soja, 941 nucleotides. Its product is annotated as V-type proton ATPase 16 kDa proteolipid subunit. The coding region runs from base 112 to 606 and encodes 164 amino acids. Gene Ontology annotation, molecular function: proton-transporting ATPase activity, rotational mechanism. Gene Ontology annotation, cellular component: proton-transporting V-type ATPase, V0 domain. The transcript has 3 exons. Gene Ontology annotation, biological process: proton transmembrane transport. NCBI's taxonomy places the organism in Eukaryota, Viridiplantae, Streptophyta, Magnoliopsida, Fabales, Fabaceae. The record is from RefSeq and is a predicted model, not a curated record.